Molecule: messenger RNA, 1776 nt
Organism: Ornithodoros turicata
Lineage: Eukaryota; Metazoa; Arthropoda; Arachnida; Ixodida; Argasidae
Gene: Yeti
Product: craniofacial development protein 1-like
Exons: 8
Coding region: 132-998 (288 amino acids)
Cellular component (GO): Swr1 complex
Source: RefSeq, a predicted model, not a curated record
UGGGAUCCUCCUGCUGUUGGAGAGCAAAAAUUGAGUCACGCGAGGCGGCGGUGUCGUGCGUGCCUUGUUUUUACGGGAGUGUGUUGUUGGUUUACGUCUGAGGCACCCCUAUUGAUCACACUGAAUAUAAAAUGUCUACGUUUGACUUGGUUGGAGCUGGGGAUAGUUCCGACAGCGAAGACGACGUGGAUUAUGUCCCUUCAGCUGAAGAAAGUGAAGACAGUGUUUCGGGAGAUGAUCAUGAACACGCAAGUGAUGCCGAGUCUGGCUCACAAAACAGGAAAGCUAAGAGAAAACAAGAAGGGUUCAUUGCUGCAAGGAAGCGGAAAGGUGGAAUAAGAAUCGAAGGGAAAGAUGGACUUUUGGCAGAGGAAGUUUGUGAUGUCAAAGAUCCUGCAGCAGAGGGGGAUGCAGAGGUUAAACAAGUAUCCAAGGAAGAUGAGAAAAAGAAGGCCGAUCUUCUGUGGUCAGACUUUCUCAAAGAUGUUGAUCCCAUUCCAAAAAGAAAAACAAUGCCACCAACUCCAUCAUCUCGGGUUCCAGAAGGGACGUCUGCAGUUUUAGCACCACAGUCAUUACAAGAAAGGAACGUAAAAGUGAAAAUUACUGAAGUUUUCGAAUUUGCUGGAGAAUCUGUAGUUGUCGACAAAGAGGUUGCUGCAGAUUCUAAUGAAGCCAAAGAGUUCGCUAGGAAACAAGAACAAAGAACAGCAGAAGAGGAAUCAGUACCAAGAGCGAGCACAAAACGUGUUGGAGGAGCCGGUAGUGUCCUUGGCCAGCUCAUGAAUAAGAAACAGAAGAUCAGCACCCUGGAAAAAUCGAAGCUGGAUUGGAAUACUUACAAGCAGGCAGAAGGCAUAGAGGGAGAGUUGAGCACACACAAUCGAGGAAAGGAUGGGUACCUAGAGAAGCAAGCUUUCCUUCAGCGUGCUGACCUUCGACAGUUUGAAAUUGAGAAAAAUAUGAGGGCCAAGAACAGGCUGAAUCAUCUCAUAUAGCAUACAUGGAUCUAGGAAGAACAAAAUGAAGACAACUCAUAAUUAUUCUGCUGUCGUGACUGCAUCUGCAGUACGAGUUACAGCAACCACAUUCAUUUUUUGUCGCGCAUCAUGUUUAUUACAAUUUACCCCGUUCAGCCCACGGACUUUACAGCUCUCUGAUGGAAUUCGUGUCUUCGAUGAACAAUUUACCCCUCGACGUACCACUACAAUUAAAAAUCGUGUCACCUUUGUAAGCUUCUGAAUGUGCUUUUCCCAAUAACUUUGAAAAACUCUGACAGCUCCAGAAUGAUGGAAGGCUUUCUUGACACAUGUAAAACUGAUACAGGGAUGAUAUUCCACUGUGGUGACCAGAAGCACAAACACCAAUCAUUGCGAAGUCUGCCUCAGCGCAGCCCGUGCAGUGGGCGGCAGCUUGGAAACCUCGUGAGACAUAAGGUCUUUUGCAUCAAACGGAAGCUCAGUAGGUCAGUGAGAAAUAUCUUACCACAAGAACAUGGGCUUAUGCCUGGUGUGUUGUCAUCAAAUGCAACCCACUGGUGUAAGGGAUCUCUCUGUACCCCUCACGUUUAGAGAUAUAGUGACGACUAGCGCGGUGUGAAACAUUGUGGAAGGAUAUGAUGUCUGCUUUUCUUGUGGAUAGCUCAUUCUAUAGGUUUGAAGUGUUUGAAACACUUAGAUACAUUGGUGUUAUUUAUGUUGUAUGUACGAGUAAAUACAGUGUGUACCACAAAUGUAUUGGUCUUAGUUAUGACCAGGAAUUAAAGGGGUUACAACA